Messenger RNA from Hydra vulgaris (swiftwater hydra), 1580 nucleotides. RefSeq lists its product as uncharacterized. The record is from RefSeq and is a predicted model, not a curated record. Lineage: Eukaryota; Metazoa; Cnidaria; Hydrozoa; Anthoathecata; Hydridae.
UAAAUCGUUCUGGAUGCGCUUUAAAGCUAAGAAUCCAAGCUUAACACUCAAACGACAAGAAAAUGUGUCAAUAAAUAGAGCUCUCAAUUUCACAAAGGAAAUGGCAUGUUCCCACCUUGACAGUCUUGCAGAGGAAUUGAUCGAGUCUGGCAUUAUUACUGAAGCAGCCCAAAAGGAGACAGGAGUUUGGUCUGGAAAUAUUGAUCUAUGCAGAAUAUUUAAUCACGAUGAAACACCACAGUUUAUAAAUUUUGGUGUUGAUGGUACUCCUGCUGGUCUUGUUUUUGCUACAAAAGAGGGAAACAUGUUGUAAAAUGAUAAGAGAGAACCGUGAAUGUGUCACCAUUCAUCCUCUAGUAUCAUUUUCAGGAGACCUUUGUGUCUGUCAAGUACUCUUUGGUACUGUUGGAAUAACUAAUCAAAUGGCUCCACAGGAAGCUGUGGCAAAUAUUCCGCAUCUCCUGUAAUAACAAUGUGCAAUCAUGGUGUAUCUGAUCACAAUUCGUUAUUAGAUAUGUAUAGAAGAGUUUGAUGAAUAUCUUACUGAAAAAAAAGUUGCACAACCAGUAGUUUUAUUUUUAGAUGGGCAUUGUUCACGCUUUAAUUUUGAUGUCUUAAAGUUUUUACAAUCAAAAAAUAUACGUAUGUUAUUAACUGUACCGGAUACCACUGGUAUGACACAGCUUUUAGAUAAACUCAAUAAAAACCUUUAUCAUGAGUCUCGUGGUAUGAAAAAAAACGUUUUUACCGAUUCUAAUUCACUAAAUAAAGAAGCUUUUAUGAUGAUUUUAGGACGUAUUUGAAACAACUGGGCCCCAAAUCAAUCUAUAAUCAAAGCUGCAAGACGUGUGGGAGUAACUUCCACAUCAUUAAAUGUUAACGAUAUGCAGCAGGACAAGUUUGCACGAGCUGCUUUAUUUAUUGGUACUCCAAAAGGUGUUACACUCAGUACAACAAUUCAUGGAAGAUAUACUAUUAAUUCUCCUUAUAAAAGAAAAAAUUCUGCUCAGUAUUGGAAAAAAAAAUUUGAACGUUUGCAAGAGCUAAUUCAAGAGCUAAGCGAAAAAAGCAUUCAACUUGAAGAAAUUCCUGGUUUACUGACAGUGCAGAAAGUUAAGCCAAAAAUUUCCAAACUUACUACAAGGGUUACGCAGGUUCACGGAUCAAUGAAAGGAAAAAAUGUGUUGGACUUAGUCAAGGUAAUUCAAGAUAAUAAAAAUCAAGAAAUAAAAGAUAAGGAAGAAAGAAGAUGGAACAAAGAGAAACAAAAAGAAGCAUUUUUACGGUGUAAAAAUGAAUGUAACUGUGGAGAAAGUGUGUACCAUGCCAUAAAACUACAGCAAUGCUCUUCUUGCCACAAUGUUCAAAGAUCAGUCUGCGGAAAGUUAUCUUGUAAAGUGGAUGGGAAGAAACCGAUGUUUUUAGCUGCUGCAGCAACCAACAACUUACUCAAACGUAAGGUUAUUGAGCAUGAAAGUGAUAAAGAUGCUAGCAGUUUGAAGGAUACACCAAUAAACUGACUUUACAGUUCUUAUGUCCAUAUAACAAUAUGUGAUAUGAAGAAAAUUCCAUUAUUAAUA